AUGGAUUAUAUUGCAGAAACUAUCGCUUUAAGUAUAGAUUCUCUUAUUCUAGCAGCAUGUAUUAAACAGUUUUACAAAAAUAAAAAUGCAAUGGCAAUGAUUCAAGGUGCUCCUUACCUAGACAUAAAUAAAGAUUUAAAAGAAAUUGUAGGCACACAUCCAGAAAAAAAAUUAACCUAUGUAUCAAUUAGGGGGACUGUAAAACCCUUAGGGAACCCUAUAUUUAGUAAUACUAAUCCUAAUGUAAAGGGCGUUAUACAGUUGUUAAGGAUAAAAGAGCAUGUUAUUCAACGAAGCACGGCAGGAUUUUGGGCUGAUUCUGAAAGAGUAAUACAGGAAGUACACAAUGUCAUGCCUUUUGCACUUGAAAAUAAAGGAAUUCAAAUUGAAGUAUGUGAUGCUCUAGCUGCCGAUGUAUUAGAUAUGGAUGUAAUAGCCGAUAAUUUCCAACCAACUGUCCCUAGUGUAAUUGAUCAUAUAUGGAGUUUUUUUGCUGGGGUAAGACAGAGAGGUGUACAAUCUACAGAAAAAAUGCUUAGGACAGGAACUGUUAUAACAGGUAUUGGAGAACUGGUGGCAGGCAAAGAUGGAAAUCUAAAGUUACAACCCCCUUCAAAUGAUGGCCCUUUCUACCUAACUAAUAUGAGAGUAACAUCUUUAUUAAAAAAACUUGAUGGUUCUAAAAGAAAUUAUAAAAUAUUGUGUAUAGUGUUUGGCUCGAUUGCUGUAGUACUAGGUGGACUUAUUGUAAGGAAAUACUUGAGGAUAAGAAAAGAAAAAGGUGAUGCAGAAAAACAAAGAAUGCAAUUAGAAUUAUCAAGAAGAGAAAGGAGGAGACGAAUUAGAGAUGAAGAUCUUGAUGAAAAUCAGCUGUGUGUUGUUUGCAAGACAAAUCCAAAAGAGAUGAUAUUAAUUCCAUGUGGCCAUGUAUGUCUAUGUGAAGACUGUUCAGCAGAUAUCACAGAGAACUGUCCCAUAUGUAGAUCAGAAAUAAAUUAUAAACAUGUGGCUUAUGGAAUAUAGAAUUUUAUAAUAAAAUUGUAAAAUUAAAUUGAUUCAAAUUCAUUUAAGUUUGGUGCAGUUUUGACAUUUCAAUGGUUUUAAAUUAAUUUAUUUAAAUAUGUAUUUAUUGACUACCUGUCAUCAUGUACAGUAAAUUUUAUUAAUUUCAGUGUAGUAAAACUAGGUAUGAUGAUAAAAACAGUACUCCAAACAAAUGGUUUUAUUAUAUUUGAUCAAAUAAAACCUG
This is a messenger RNA of Psylliodes chrysocephalus, 1249 nucleotides long. NCBI's taxonomy places the organism in Eukaryota, Metazoa, Arthropoda, Insecta, Coleoptera, Chrysomelidae. The record is from the annotation of a GenBank genome assembly.